Messenger RNA from Coregonus clupeaformis (lake whitefish), 1887 nucleotides. RefSeq names its product nucleoside diphosphate-linked moiety X motif 17-like. The transcript has 8 exons. Bases 465 to 1367 code for a protein of 300 amino acids. The record is from RefSeq and is a predicted model, not a curated record. Gene Ontology annotation, biological process: NADP+ catabolic process; NAD+ catabolic process. NCBI's taxonomy places the organism in Eukaryota, Metazoa, Chordata, Actinopteri, Salmoniformes, Salmonidae. Gene Ontology annotation, cellular component: cytosol. Gene Ontology annotation, molecular function: NADH pyrophosphatase activity.
GCUAUAUGUACAUUUGUGUUUGUAUUCCUUGGACUUGACAGCUAGCCAUACAAGCUAAGAAAAUAGGUGGGCAGUAAACGAUUUUGUUGCAAGAACCAUCGACCUAGCGAACAAGGCAGGAGCCCACACUGGAUAGAUAGAUGGAUAGCUAGUUAGUAGAAAAUGCAGCUUGGAAAUUAAUCAUAAUGACAGUAAGCUAUAUAGCUAGCUUAGUUAUCAAAAUACUUAAGUGAACUGCAGUGGGAUGUCAAUUGCGCUACUCAUUUGAACAAAUGUGUAAUGUGGUAAUAUUAGCCAGCUAGCUAACGUGCAUUGCCAUUCUUAUAUUGCUAUCAGAAUUCUGAUUUGGUAUCGCUCGCUGGAUUCUCUUACAAAUUUUGUAAAUCAGGCUAGCUAACGUUGCUAGCUAUUUGUCAGGUGCAUUAAACUACUGUAUCUAUCAAUAAGGAGAAUAAUUGACAACCAUGGAAAAAGUCACGAAAAUACUGGUUCAUCUGUCGAAGAAUAAUGUCGCACCGCAAUGUGCCCGUUUUGUGCAGAGCAUAACAGGUCAUUUUACAGAGACUCUUGAUGAUGAGGUGGAGGUGAAGUGUUCUUUGGAGAACAAUCGCUUUAUACUGUGCGACUGCGAGAAGGGGAGAGGAAUUCCCCUAAAGAGGGCAUCCUUUUGCCCCUUCAAGUAUCUGUCUGUCGCAGAGGCAGCUGCAAUCCCAUUGGACGUUCAGAGCCGCGGAGUGGACGUGGGGGUUGCUAUUCUUCUGCAGUCAGCCAAUCAGAAGGUGUUGUUAACUCGACGGUCGUCCAGUCUUCGCAUUUUCCCAAAUGUGUGGGUUCCACCAGGUGGCCAUGUGGAACUGGAUGAGAGGCUCCUGGAUGCGGGGCUGAGGGAGCUGAGGGAGGAGACAGGACUGAAGCUGGACCCUGGAGACGUCUCAGCUCAGCUGCUGGGGCUCUGGGAGUCAGUUUUCCCGCCCAUGCUGAGCAGAGGGAUGCCACAGAGGCACCAUGUGGUCACCUACAUGCUCCUAAACACCUCCCUCACACACCAGCAGCUCCAGGCCUCUCUGCACCCCGAACCCGCUGAGGUCAGUGGUUGUCUGUGGGUGGAUGCCUCGCUGGUCAAGGCCAUCGUGUCCGCCGUGGACGGAGAGGAGGGUUCUGGAACACCGCAGGAGGGCCUAGCUUCAACCAUAAGUGUAUCGGAGGUCUCUCCGGAAGGUGGGCUCAGUGAGUCAGUUCUGCCAUUAUCUGUUUUGUGUAACCGGGCCACGGCUAGCGGAGAGGAUGUGGAGCGGGUCAGCACUGGUACCAAAUACGCCCUGGAGCUCUGGCUUAAGAACUUGGAGGGACAGGGGACCCGGUGUUAACUGUCUUCACUAAACCCGGACGUCUAGCCCUGUGAUGAAGUGACUUCCUGGAGGAUGACAUCGCUUCCUGGAGUUUGCCUUAACCGGUGAAGGUCACCUAAAGUGAACUAUCAUCUUUUUAAAAAAUCUUGUACGGAUUAACCAAUAAUGAACUUUGGGUGAACUAUCCCUUUAAUAUCAACAGCAACACCUACAAGUCUUAUCUGGCUGUUUGAGGGCUUUGCAUGAGCUAUCAAUUGUGUUGUGUGUAAAAACAGUUUUUAUUGCAAGGAUGUUGUUAGUGAUGAAAUGUGAUGGAACAAAGUGGAUUUACACUGCAGAUGCUUUUAUGAUCAUUAUAUUCCAUUUGCGCCUUCAAGCCACAAGAUGGCAAUGCAUAGCCUACACAGUGAUUUCACAUAUGGAAACGAGCGCGAAACAAUCAGAAUUCUGAUUUAAGUUUACAUAAUUAUCUUGACUUGUAAAUAAGAAUGUGUUCUUAACUGACUCUCCUGGUUAAAUAAAGGUAAAAUAAAAAAUA